Diorhabda carinulata is the source of this 1934-nucleotide messenger RNA. RefSeq names its product integrator complex subunit 11 (gene IntS11). The coding region runs from base 98 to 1888 and encodes 596 amino acids. Gene Ontology annotation, biological process: snRNA processing. Lineage: Eukaryota; Metazoa; Arthropoda; Insecta; Coleoptera; Chrysomelidae. The record is from RefSeq and is a predicted model, not a curated record. The transcript has 3 exons. Gene Ontology annotation, cellular component: nucleus.
GAUUACAUUCUUCAAAAAAAGAAGCAAUAGUUAACCUUACAUUAAUAGGGUCAAAACUUUAAUUCGUUCGGCGUGUAUGUAAAUAAAUAUUUUAAAUAUGCCGGAAAUUAGAGUUACACCUCUCGGUGCAGGUCAAGAUGUCGGAAGAAGUUGUCUCCUCUUAUCAAUGGGUGGUAAAAAUAUAAUGUUAGAUUGUGGAAUGCAUAUGGGGUACAAUGACGAGCGAAGAUUUCCAGACUUCAGUUACGUUUGUGAUGGUCCGAUUUCUGCAUUUAUAGAUUGUGUUAUAAUUUCUCAUUUUCAUUUAGAUCAUUGUGGAGCUUUACCUUACAUGUCUGAAAUGAUAGGAUAUACAGGACCGAUUUAUAUGACCCAUCCAACGAAAGCAAUAGCACCAAUUCUAUUAGAAGAUAUGAGGAAAGUAUCCGUAGAGAAAAAAGGCGAACAAAAUUUUUUCACGUCCCAAAUGAUUAAGGAUUGCAUGAAAAAAGUAAUAGCAGUUACUUUACAUCAAUCUGUUAUGGUAGAUAGUGAUAUAGAAAUCAAAGCAUAUUAUGCUGGUCAUGUCCUAGGAGCAGCUAUGUUUUGGAUUAAAGUAGGAAAUCAAUCUGUAGUAUAUACAGGAGAUUAUAAUAUGACCCCAGAUAGACAUUUAGGUGCUGCUUGGAUAGAUAAAUGUAGACCUGAUUUAUUAAUUUCUGAAUCAACAUAUGCUACUACAAUCAGAGAUUCAAAACGUUGUCGUGAGAAAGACUUUUUAAAAAAAGUACAUGAAUGUGUAGAUAGAGGAGGGAAAGUACUUAUACCAGUAUUUGCUCUUGGGAGGGCUCAAGAACUCUGUAUACUACUGGAGACUUAUUGGGAAAGAAUGAAUUUAAAAGCCCCUAUUUAUUUUGCUCUAGGUUUGACAGAAAAGGCUAAUAAUUAUUAUAAGAUGUUCAUUACCUGGACUAACCAAAAAAUUAGAAAAACCUUUGUGCAAAGGAAUAUGUUUGAUUUUAAACACAUUAAAGCUUUUGAUAAACAAUUUAUCGAUAAUCCUGGCCCUAUGGUAGUGUUUGCUACCCCUGGAAUGCUUCAUGCUGGAUUGAGUUUACAAAUUUUCAAGAAAUGGGCUCCAAAUGAGAAUAACAUGAUAAUAAUGCCAGGUUUUUGUGUGCAAGGAACUGUUGGUCAUAAGAUUCUGAAUGGUGCUAAAAAAGUCGAGUUUGAAAAUAGAUUAAUUGUAGAAGUAAAAAUGUCUGUGGAAUAUAUGAGUUUUUCUGCUCAUGCAGAUGCCAAAGGUAUAAUGCAACUUAUACAACAUUGCGAACCAAAGAAUGUUAUGUUGGUACAUGGAGAAGCUGCAAAAAUCGAAUUCCUUAAAGAAAAAAUACAACAGGAAUUUUGUAUAAAGUGUUUUAAUCCAGCAAAUGGAGAAACUUCUGUGAUAUCAACUUCUGCUAAAAUACCUAUAGAUGUGUCAUUACCUUUACUAAAAGCUGAAGCAAAAAAGUUCAGCAGUAUGGCUCCUGAUCCAAAGAGAAAACGUACUUUGCAUGGAGUCCUUGUAAUGAAAGAUAAUGGAAUGUGCCUGAUGGAUGUUGAUGAAGCAUGUAAAGAAGCCGGAAUUAACAGACACGUUGUCAGAUUUACAUCAACUGUAAACAUUAUUGAUUCAGGACCAGCAUUAGGAACUGCUCAUAAAUUAUUGUUAUUUAUACAAGAUAAAUUGCCAAUUUGUUCAAUAGUGUUUUCAGAAGGGGAGAUUUCCGUUGAAUCGGUGUUAGUUAAAGUUGAAGGUGAUGAUGAUGAUGAUCAAAAAAGUGUAUAUGUGUCAUGGACUAAUCAAGAUGAAGAAAUAGGCAGUCAGAUAUUGAAUAUCAUAAAUCAUAUAAAACAAUUUUAGAUAACGUUUUUUUUUAUUUAUAGGAAUCUUAAUACAUAUUUUAAUA